Acomys russatus (golden spiny mouse) is the source of this 1602-nucleotide messenger RNA. It is a transcript of the gene Syp, whose product is annotated as synaptophysin. The transcript is spliced from 7 exons. Bases 66 to 1007 code for a protein of 313 amino acids. The record is from RefSeq and is a predicted model, not a curated record. Gene Ontology annotation, cellular component: synaptic vesicle membrane; presynaptic active zone; synaptic vesicle. NCBI's taxonomy places the organism in Eukaryota, Metazoa, Chordata, Mammalia, Rodentia, Muridae.
CGCCGCCCCCGCCGCGCCCCGCGCCCGCCCUUGCUAGCAGGCACCUUCCGCCCCCUGCAUUGCUGAUGCUGCUGCUGGCAGACAUGGACGUGGUGAAUCAGCUGGUGGCUGGGGGUCAGUUCCGGGUGGUCAAGGAGCCCCUUGGCUUCGUGAAGGUGCUGCAGUGGGUCUUUGCCAUCUUCGCCUUCGCUACAUGCGGCAGCUACGACGGAGAGCUUCGGCUGAGCGUGGAGUGUGCCAACAAGACGGAGAGUGCCCUCAACAUCGAAGUUGAAUUUGAGUACCCCUUCAGGCUGCACCAAGUGUACUUUGAUGCGCCCACCUGCAAAGGGGGAACCGAAAAGGUCUUCCUAGUUGGGGACUACUCCUCAUCAGCUGAAUUCUUUGUCACCGUGGCUGUGUUUGCCUUCCUGUAUUCCAUGGGGGCCCUGGCCACCUACAUCUUCCUGCAGAACAAAUACCGAGAGAACAACAAAGGGCCCAUGAUGGACUUUCUGGCCACAGCGGUGUUCGCCUUCAUGUGGCUAGUUAGCUCAUCUGCCUGGGCCAAAGGCCUGUCGGAUGUGAAGAUGGCCACAGACCCAGAGAACAUUAUCAAGGAGAUGGGUGUGUGCCGCCAGACAGGGGUCACAUGCAAGGAACUAAGGGACCCUGUGACUUCGGGACUCAACACCUCAGUGGUGUUUGGCUUCCUGAACCUGGUGCUCUGGGUUGGCAACCUAUGGUUCGUGUUCAAAGAGACAGGCUGGGCCGCCCCAUUCAUGCGCGCACCUCCAGGCGCCCCGGAAAAGCAACCAGCACCUGGGGAUGCCUACGGCGAUGCGGGCUAUGGACAGGGUCCCGGAGGAUAUGGUCCCCAGGAUUCCUACGGGCCUCAGGGUGGUUACCAACCCGACUACGGACAGCCUGCCGGUGGCGGUGGCGGUGGCUAUGGGCCUCAGGGCGACUAUGGGCAGCAAGGCUACGGCCCACAGGGUGCGCCCACCUCCUUCUCCAAUCAGAUGUAAUCUGGUCAGUGAAGCCCACGAAGACCCCACGGGUGGGCAAGAGCUCAAGAAAGGCCUGCCCUCCUUCCCAUUCCUAUACCCUAGGUCUCCACCCCUCAACCCAGGAGACCCUAACUGUCUUUGCUGUUUAUAUAUAUAUAUAUUAUAUAUAAAUAUCUAUUUAUCUGUCUGAGCCUUACCCUCACCCACUUCUCCAUGCACUAGGGGCCCAGUCCUGAAUGGGCUCCUCCCUACCCCUGACCUUGCAUUCCUCAGCCCCUAUCUGUUCCCCAGCCCUGUCCUUUGAGGUAAGGGGGCUCUAGAAAGGGGACAGGAAGGGACCCAGACCUUGGCUGCAUGGAGUGGGUUGAUGUGACUUUUUCCCUUCCUUUUUUCUCUCCCUCUGCUCCUCCUAACCCUGACCUUGGUUCCUCCAGCAGCACCUGAGCAGAAGCUUGGAUAGGAAUCCAACCCCAAGAGUAGAAGAGCAGAUUGGGUGGAGGCUUGGCUGAAACAGACGGAGAGAAAAGGGGCUGCGGAGAGAAAGAACUAAUCAGUCAGCCGAGAGUGAGAGUUGAGUUCCAGACACGUGGGAUGUGGAGCCUAAAAGGAAAGC